Molecule: messenger RNA, 793 nt
Organism: Jatropha curcas
Lineage: Eukaryota; Viridiplantae; Streptophyta; Magnoliopsida; Malpighiales; Euphorbiaceae
Product: autophagy-related protein 8f
Source: RefSeq, a predicted model, not a curated record
ACGAAACCAUCUGUCAUUAAUAAGUAUUAAAUAUUUUUCUUUAGAAAAAAAAAAAAAAGAGAAAUAUUAAAUAUUUACAGGCAUCAUCUGUUCAUCACUUGAAUUCUAAUCAACUGAUCUUUCUCUUCUAAUACCCAAUAUCUCAAACUCAAUCACUACAUUUGGAGUUUGAAGGAGAAUGGCCAAGAGCAGCUUUAAGCUAGAACAUGAUUUUGAGAAGAGGCGUGCUGAGGCUAUGAGAAUUAGGGAGAAAUAUCCAGAUAGAAUUCCGGUAAUUGUUGAGAAGGCUGAGAGAAGUGACAUUCCUAACAUUGAUAAGAAGAAAUACUUAGUCCCAGCUGACCUGACAGUUGGUCAGUUUGUUUAUGUGAUCCGGAAGAGAAUUAAACUGAGUGCAGAAAAGGCAAUCUUCAUAUUUGUGGACAAUGUCCUCCCUCCAACGGGGGCAGUGAUGUCUACUAUCUAUGAUGAAAAGAAGGAUGAAGAUGGAUUUUUGUACGUCACAUACAGUGGAGAGAACACUUUCGGGUGGCAGAUGAUACUGUAGAUAAAGUUCUUUCCUUGUAUUCCAUUCUUUGUGUUGCUGUCCAGUAUGUUUCUCAUCAUAAUGACUUGGCAAAAUCUUUGCUAGUGACUAGUCUCAUUUAGUUGAAAGGCUAUGAUAUCAAGCCUAAUUUCUCAGACCUUGCCUGUCUUUCUUGUACAGAUACAUAUCCUGUAAAUUCUCUUCCACCAAGUAAAUGAUGUCAGCUCCUAUAUAAUUUGAAUUCGACUAAAAUGUGAUUUCCGUAAA